Molecule: messenger RNA, 1119 nt
Organism: Glarea lozoyensis ATCC 20868
Lineage: Eukaryota; Fungi; Ascomycota; Leotiomycetes; Helotiales; Helotiaceae
Product: HLH, helix-loop-helix DNA-binding protein
Exons: 3
Coding region: 1-1119 (372 amino acids)
Molecular function (GO): protein dimerization activity
Source: RefSeq, a predicted model, not a curated record
AUGCUAGGGUACCUGGCAAAAUUUGGAGAGACUGGGAGCACUACACGCCGCCUCUGGGCAUCGCAGACUACUCUACGAUGGCUCUUUAGCGAGAUGUUGGAGCAAGAUCGUGAAGAGGCUGCGGCGAUUGAUGGAGUUCAAAUACGGAGGUAUAAUCCGUUCUACCCCCAUUUGACGUCAACCGAAACAAUCCAAGAUAGGCAGAACCAUGAAGUAGCUCGGAGCUCAAGACAUAAUGAUCCUCAAUGGGUGUUAGAAGAUGAUCAGUUCUUUGACUGUGUAAUGGCACCUCUGUCAUCUCCAUCACGCACCCCCGUGAAUCUUCUACCGAAUUCCACGAAUCCCUUCAACGAGCUUUUUGGGAGCGCAGUGUCUCCGGAAGAGUCGCCGAGGCUGCUGUCAAGCUUGAAAGAUGAAUCUCUUCAUUCACUCAACGGCUACUGGAUGUACAAUCAGACUAAUCCCACGACAUACAGUACAGCCUUUUGGAAAGGCGUGCUUCCUACUGACCUUGAUGGUGCACCUUCCGAGCUUCAUGGGCUUUUCAGCGACCAAGAUCUCAUUGAUGAAACAUUCUCGUUGGAGGAGGAGACUUUGCCUAACUGGCCACAAUGUUCAUCUGCACAGGGUCAACCACGCGAAGACACGCUAGCAGCACCUGGAACCACAGCUGCAUCUACCUCAAGGGAUGUUUCUACUCACAGUGGACUUGAGCAAACAAGUAUUUCUAUGCGUGGGUUGCCAGCUCUAAGAACAACUACGCCGAUUCAAGCAUCACAUCGGCCAGUCACUCAAAAUGAUGUAGUAUCUGAAACGAUUCCAGGAAGCCGUACCGCACAUAACAUUGUUGAGAAGCACUAUCGCAACCGGCUAAACCUUCGCUUCAGCUCCCUUCUCCAAAGCAUACCACAGGCUGUGCUAGGGUCGACGAUCAACAGCGCUCGCAGAUCAGAUGGCACUGAGAGAAAGGUCAGCAAAAGUGAAGUCUUGGCCUUAGCGAAAAGAGCAAUUGAAUUCUUGCAGAAAAAGCUCGAGGUGAUUGAGCAAGAAAACAAAAGUCUGCGUGGAGCAACAAAUACGACUGAAGGUGUUCGGAAUUCAAUUAGCAACGCGGAUUAA